AUGCGGCCCCGAUUGAAGCCCCUCGCAGAUCUCUGCACAAGAUGCAGCCGAGCUUCACAACGACCGUUUAGCACAACCCUCCGCAAAGAUCGAGGCUAUGUACCAGAAUUCGUGCCCACAUCAGAGCCCGCCCUCGAUACCAUCUUCAACGACUACCGAGAAAAGGUCUUCAUCCCAACCAGCCUGUCACAAACCCACCAGCGGCUGAUUUAUCGACCUACGAGACAAGGCGUCCUCACCAACGAUCCCGGCGUCUCAGUCAGUAUCACCGACGAAGAGGAGGUCCAACUUAAACCCAUGAAGAUGUCAGAAAGACCAAACAAGGUCGAAACCUUUAGACAAAUACUCAACAUCUACAAGAACGGAGCCUCGGACGAAGCAUGGCAGAAUGUGUACCCAUUCCUACACGGCCUGAAAGACUCUCCAUACCACACGACCAUGGCUUUUGUCGACGCCCUGGCGCGAUAUGCAAACAUACACAGCAAGCACCAGGUCUUCAUGGAGUGUAUCGAGUACCCUCAAGACACUGGCGUCCGGCUCUGCCAUCCGUACGUCACAGAGAAGAUGUUCCUGGGAUGCCAUGACCGUGCUGUAGCCGCUGGCUUCAAAGGCAAUGCAUUGAAAGAGUCGCGGACUCUGGCAAGGCGGCUUGUGGCGUUGAUGGAAAAGGAGCACCAUUGCCGAGGACGAAUUCCGGACAAACACUAUGACAUGCGCUACAGUCUAAUGGUGCACGGUGUCUUGCUCGAGCUGCACGCUGUGGCUGGCGACAAUAUUCCCGAGCUACAGAAUGCCGUUUCUCGAGUACUUGCUCUAUCACAAGACCAGCAGACCGGUGCUGUCGAUCUGUCCUUUCCGGAAUUUGGGCAGGCUUACCCGCGUGCGGAAUCUGGCCGGUGGACUGACAUUGGUGCCGCCGCUAUCAUGACUCGCUCACUCAUUCCACUCUGGAGUGGUAUGAAGUUCGCCAGCAAGAUCCCGGAGGGAGUAAGAAAAGAAGAAAAGACUGCAUUUGCGCAGCGUCUCAAGGACGUUAGCCAGACGUUACAGGAGCGGUUACAGAAGUUCCGGGAAGUGGCUGCAAGGGAGCCUGAGAAGCCGAGAGAACUCGAGCGGUUCGUGGCGGCCAUUGAGAAGAUCCAUGGGCCGGUUGGGAGCAGCUAA
Cyphellophora attinorum is the source of this 1164-nucleotide messenger RNA. RefSeq lists its product as uncharacterized. The coding region runs from base 1 to 1164 and encodes 387 amino acids. NCBI's taxonomy places the organism in Eukaryota, Fungi, Ascomycota, Eurotiomycetes, Chaetothyriales, Cyphellophoraceae. The record is from RefSeq and is a predicted model, not a curated record. The transcript is spliced from 2 exons.